AUGGAGUCAUCCGCCGCGGGGGGCGACACCCCUCCCCGGCCGUCGGCGUCCGCCGGGGCCUCGCCUCCGGCUCCUCCUCCCCCACCCCCGCCGCCGAGGGGGUGGCUCGCGGGUCUCGUCUCCGGCGCCGGCCGGAUCCUCGCCGCCGUGCUCGGGCCCGAGCCCUCGGCUUCCGGCUCCGGCUCCAUUUCAUCAGCCGCGGCGUCGGACGGGGACUCGCCGUCGGCCUCGUGCUCGCCGGUAUCGUACCCGCCUCCUGGCCCUCACGGCGAGGGUUGCAAUGACGCCACCGAUAACGGUGAUUCUCCAAUCUUUCCCCUGAGUAAUAAUCAGUCAAAUCAGGGUGAAAAGGAGACUGUUCUAAAAGACUACCCUGGGUCCCUAGCAAUUAUCUCUGAGAUUGAACCAAAGGAUGCCAUAAUGCAAUUGCUUAUGCAGGAGACCUAUUCAAGGUCUGAGUGCAGCAAGUUUAUAAAGAUAAUUCAAGAUCGGGUUUUAGACUCGGAUUCAGGUGAUAUAGAUGCUGGUGGGUUUGCUCUUACAAGUGCUCAGAAGGCUGGCAGACUAGCCGUAGAUGGAUACUCUUCAUUUAAUCCACAUGAAUCCUCACCUGCAACUUCUAGUCUUCAAAUGCAUGGCUGUGAUAAUAGUGCUGCUGUGGGCACAAUUCCAAAAUUUACUCAUACCAACCAAAGCCCUUUCAUCAACGAUGCUAAGAACAUAAACCCAGUUCUCAAACGAAAUUAUUCUGUUAGAGAGGAUGCAUAUGGGGAGAUUCGAAGAGUCAGGCCAAAGAUCAAUGGAAAUUCGUGGGACAUUUCAAAAUUCAAGCAAGUUGAUAUUAUUCGAAAUCAUCCAGCUGCAAAUUCACGUGAAGAGCUCACUGCCAGGGAUCCAAAUGCUUCCAGAGAUGGAAAGAAACUAUUAAACGAUAUUAUGGGAGCCAACAAUUUAACAUACCCUAACUUUAUUUCAAAAGUUGAAACUGCUGAUGAAAUAUUAGAUGUCCCCAAUAAACCUUCAGCUGUAACUCCACAGCUAUUUGAUUCCAGUUCUCAGCAAGCUGGUAAGGAACAAAAAGGUUUUGGUGCCACAACACUUAAUCAGUGUUCUACUGAGGACCUGAAGAAAGGCUUUGCUUUGAAGGUGGAGCCUUUGAAUGCAUUUAUUCCUUUCGAGCAGCAGAUGAUGGACUUAUCACACAAGAAGCAAGAGCAUGCUGCCUGUGACGAUUCAUGCUCUCUCUCAAAAUUAAUGUUGAAGGAGGAUAUUGAGGCUGCACCCAGCCUGCCGAUGGGCAUUCAAGUACAAAAUGGCUCCAAGAACCGCAGAAGGAGGCAACCCAACUUACAAAAGACCACACCAACUCCAACAAGGUCACCUGCAAAAGGCCCACAUCGAAAGAACAACGAUGGCAUAGUCAAAUCUGAGAUGGACUUGCUUGAGCAAAGUAAACUGGUACUGAUGGAACAACAACCAGAGUUGGGAGACGUUCCGGUGAAGAGACCUGUUGGGAGGCCCAGGAAGGCGAGGACUGGACCUAGCUCAGAUGAUCCGAGCACCCUGCUUCUUAGGCUUGAGUUCCGUUUGGCUUGA
Messenger RNA from Miscanthus lutarioriparius, 1596 nucleotides. The record is from the annotation of a GenBank genome assembly. NCBI's taxonomy places the organism in Eukaryota, Viridiplantae, Streptophyta, Magnoliopsida, Poales, Poaceae.